AUGGCCGCGAUAUUUUGUGCUUUAUUGCUGGCAAUGCAAUUGGCAUUUAUUCAAUCGGCAAUACCCCGUGUGUAUAUUAAAUGUAGUGUUUGGGACUCUGGGUGCCUUACCAGACAGGCUCAAAUAAAAGUGCCCGCCAUUACCUCUGGAAUACCAGAGCUCUUCACCGAAACAUUGGAUCCCAUGCUAGUGAACUUCGCCCGUGUCGAUCUCGCCGGUUUAAAAAUGGAUUUGAAAAAUGCCGUAAUUCAAGGAUUCAGGAACGCUGUUAUUGAUAGAAUUAACAUUAACACAGUAUCGCGACAAAUACAAUUAGUGUACCAUACCGAUCUUGCGAUGAAAUCCCGGUAUAGUGCUCAAGGAAAUAUCCUCAAUUUGCCAUUUAAUGGAGAUGGGGAAGCUUUAAUAUCUGCAAAAAAAGUGCAAAUGGAGUACCUAAUGCCGUUUGAAAUAUCAAAAGACGCCUUUGGCAGAGAUGUAAUUGAUCUGAAGGGACUCCAAUACUGGUUCGACGUUAAGGACAACGUACGGUUUGACUACACUAACUUGUUCUAUGGCAACAAGGGACAGAGCGAUCUUAUGCAUCAAUUCCUGAAUGCAAACUGGAAAUCAGUGGCAUUAACGUACGGACGACCAGUGUUUGACGUGCUGAAUAUGAAAAUCUUCAAUGCAAUAAGAUCAUAUCUUCUUUUGCAGCCAAUUGAAGAAAUAUUUCUUAAUUAG
Molecule: messenger RNA, 723 nt
Organism: Pieris macdunnoughi
Lineage: Eukaryota; Metazoa; Arthropoda; Insecta; Lepidoptera; Pieridae
Source: the annotation of a GenBank genome assembly